Messenger RNA from Drosophila willistoni, 3719 nucleotides. Its product is annotated as ubiquitin-conjugating enzyme E2 Q2. The record is from RefSeq and is a predicted model, not a curated record. The transcript is spliced from 9 exons. NCBI's taxonomy places the organism in Eukaryota, Metazoa, Arthropoda, Insecta, Diptera, Drosophilidae. The coding region runs from base 1119 to 2396 and encodes 425 amino acids.
UCAGUUCGCCUUCGCCGUUUAACAUGAGCUUGUGUGUGUGUUACUCUGACUCCCGUCGUGCUUCAUUUCUUUAAGUUGUGUGUGUGUACGUGUGUAUUUAUCAUUUUAAACAAAUUUUUACUUGGAGACUUGACAGUGCACAGGUACAUACAUAUGUAUGAUGUGUAUGCACUUGUUUUUUUCUUUUUUGUUUUGUUGAAUACAUUUUGUGAACCGUUGCUGGUUUGACGAAACAUAAAUAAAAGGGGAAAAAGGUUGGAGCCUCUGCCAGUCUCUACGUCGGUGUGUAUGUGUGUGUAUAUGUAUGUGCCUGUGUCUCUGUACCUCUCUGCUCUGUGCGGAUGUGCAAGAAGAAAUUGCCCAUAAAAACGCAAACAAAGGAGUUCUUUUUACAUAAACAUACAUACAUGCUUACAACAAAAAUAUAAUGCUAAUUUGGACUAGGACUUUGGUCAAAGUCAAAGUAGCAACUUAAGACAACAAAAAAAUACCGUAACAAAAAAACAAUAAAAACUUAGAAAAAGGAACAAAAGCAACACGAAGAGACAUAACCAAAAAUUUUCCCCACAUCGAAAAUAAAAGAGAGACAAACAGACCGACGACCAGUGUCAGCCAGAGACGAAGAGAGAGAAAGACACAAGGAAAAUAAGAAGAGCGCAUGCUAGGAGCACCAGCAACGGCAGCAUCAGCGGCAGGAAGAAGAAGACGACUAAGUGAGAAAAGUGAAGUGUACGGUGGAACUGAGGAGAAGACGUAAACUGAUGCUGGUGGCAGAGUUGCCGACGCCAUUAUAAUAAUAAUCUACCUCCAAAAACUAAAACAACAACAAAACUAAACAAUCGACAUCAAGAGGAAUUAAUUUCGGUGCAACGAUCUUCAUCUUCAUAUUCAUCAGUAGCAACAGCAACAACAGCAACAACAACGUCGUCGUUUUUUCGUCGACGUCUUAUCAACAUCAUUAUUUAUCAUCAUUUAUGCCCAUCUAUUGUGGGUGCAAGGGGGCAGCAGCAGCAGCCGCCGCAGCCAAGGAGUAAAAAAAGAAAAUUUUGAAGAAUUCGGUGUUGGCCGCAGCCGCCCGCUGCCAUUAGUCGUCGUCGCAGCCGCCUUUGCCCGCCAAUAUGGCGUGCCUUAAUACCCUAAAGCAGGAAAUCAAAACUUUGGAAAAAAUUUUCCCCAAGAACCAUGAACGCUUUCAGAUACUCAACUCCAGUGUGGAUGAGUUAUUGUGCAGAUUCAUCGAUAAGAAUGGCAAACGAUAUGAUAUACAUGCUAACAUAACGGAAACUUAUCCAUCAUCACCGCCAGUUUGGUUUGCUGAAAGCGAAGAGACGAGCGUUACAAAUGCUGUUCAAAUACUUAGCAACACAAAUGGUCGUGAUAAUCACGUGAUUAAUCAGGUUGGCAUUUUGCUUCGUGAGCUAUGCCGUUUACACAAUGUUCCACUGCCACCAGAUAUAGAUAAUCUAACGCUGCCGUUGCAAACUCCGCCUCCAUCUGUGUCGCCAUUGCGAUGCGAUCAGAGAUCCGCUGGUGGCGGUGGCGGUGUAUGUGGUAGCGGGGGUAUGGCUGGUAUCGGCGGUGUUGGUGGUAACGGUGGUGUCGGCGGCGUUUGUGGGGGAGUAGGUGGAGGCGUUGGCUCGCAUGGUAAUGAGGAGACCGAUUCCGAUCAAGAGGAAAUCGAAGAUCCCAUUGGUGAGAGCGAACAAGAGAGCGAAGGCGAUGAGGAUUUGCCUUUAGAAAUGGAUGAUGUACGCAGUACAAAUAAAAAGGAUGAUAUGGAAGUGGAACAUUUGGCGACUUUAGAACGACUGCGUCAAAGUCAAAGACAAGACUAUUUAAAAGGUUCCGUUUCUGGUUCCGUUCAGGCAACCGACCGCUUGAUGAAAGAACUACGUGAUAUUUAUCGUUCAGACGCGUUCAAGAAGAACAUGUAUUCAAUUGAGCUUGUCAAUGACUCCAUCUAUGAAUGGAAUAUACGCCUCAAGUCUGUGGAUCCCGACAGUCCGCUGCAUAGUGAUUUAUUAAUGCUCAAAGAAAAAGAGGGCAAGGAUAGCAUAUUAUUGAAUAUAUUGUUUAAAGAGACGUAUCCAUUUGAACCACCAUUUGUUCGUGUAGUGCAUCCAAUCAUCUCAGGUGGCUACGUGCUGAUUGGCGGUGCCAUUUGUAUGGAAUUGUUGACCAAACAGGGCUGGAGCUCGGCCUAUACUGUUGAAGCCGUUAUAAUGCAAAUUGCCGCCACUUUGGUCAAAGGCAAGGCACGCAUACAAUUCGGAGCCACUAAGCAGGCACUAACCCAGGGCCAAUAUAGCCUAGCGAGAGCCCAGCAAAGUUUCAAGUCUCUAGUGCAGAUACAUGAGAAGAAUGGAUGGUUCACACCGCCCAAGGAGGAUGGCUAAAGUUUUAGGAAAUCAUCAUUCCACUUCCAAUUUUCCAUUCCCCUCUCACGCAAAUGCUCCAACUACACCCCCAAACACACACACACACACACACACACGCACGCACGUACACACACACACACACAAGCACAUACACACAGCAACGAUAACACUUGCAAAUGCAGCCAUCACCAUUAGCAGCACCAACAACCAUCACCAAGAGUCACGAUUACUAGCACUAAUUACUAGCACUACACUUGGGCAGCAAAAGAGGAUACUCGGGAUCAAAUCCGGUUGCCUGGGAGAGUCUCCAUGUGCCUGCCUCCGCUUUUCCGCAACGAAAAUGGGAUGAUCAAUAUAUAUAUACAUAUAUACAUAUAUGCAAUAUUUAAUUCAAUUCAGCAACAACAAAAAGAAACAAGAAGAACAACAAAUAGCCAUACAUUUAUAUACAUAUAUGCAACAUGCAACAUUCAGUCUAGGUUUUUAUGAAUUGCUAUAUUAAGUCUAAAACAAAAACCAAUGUUUCGUUCUGUAUCUCUGUAACUGUUGCAAAAUUAUGCGUGUGUAUAUGUACAUGAUAUAACAAAGAUGUGUAUAUUAUACAACUGUGUCUGUAUUAUCUAACGAUUUCAAAUUUGAUCACAUUUAAAUUCUCUGCAUAUAUACGUGUGUGUAUAUAUAUAUAUAUAUAUGUAUAUAUAUGUAUGUAUGUAUGCACACGCACACACAUACAUUGAUAUACGAGGUAUAUAUGCAGUAUCUGUAUAACAAAAAAUAAACACCUGCAUGUGUGUGUAUGUAAUUUGUAAUAUGUAAUUUUAAAAUGUAAAUCUAAAGGCAAUUGCAGGCAACAUUCCCCCCGCAGCCACUCGUCCACAGCACCCAUCCCACCCCCCCUUGCCUUGCCUGUCUAUGUAUACCCGCCUUCUCAUUAUAUUUACCGAUCAACACACAUUUAAAAUCACCACAUUACCAACCUCCCACUCACAUAUAUACAUAUAUAUAUAUAUAUAUGUAUAUAUAUAUAUAACAAAUUAUACAUAUAUAUAUAUAUAUAUAUAUAUUUAUCUAUAUAUAUUAAUUUAGUUUUACAUUUUAUGUAAUUUUUUUAUGUUUUUUUUUCUCUAGUUUUGAUAAGCGUAAAAUGAUGUGGCAUUAGCAGCUAUUUGCAUAUAUAUAUACACACACACACACACCCACAUAUAUAUAUAUAAAGUAAUUAAAUUUAUAGAUUAUAAGCCCUUAAGUUAAGCAGAAAAGUUAAGAAAAGAAACAAACAAAACGCAUAUAUGUAAUAAUUAAAAGGAACGAAAAUAAUAUUGAUGAGAAUCAGCAAGCAAA